Ananas comosus (pineapple) is the source of this 809-nucleotide messenger RNA. RefSeq names its product STS14 protein-like. The transcript has a single exon. NCBI's taxonomy places the organism in Eukaryota, Viridiplantae, Streptophyta, Magnoliopsida, Poales, Bromeliaceae. The annotation marks the transcript as partial. The record is from RefSeq and is a predicted model, not a curated record.
ACUCAUAAACCCUCACCAUUGCUUUUACUCGGUCGCAAUGGGCUCUUCUCAUCACUACUACAAGUUCCAACACCAGUUGCCCCAUCCCCAUCUCCUCCUCCUCCUCCUCCUCCUCCUCCUCCUCAGCCUCGUUGCGGCGCGCGCGGGAGCGCGGAGCCACUGCGGUGGAGCCCCGCGCUGGCCGCCGACGCCGCGGCGGCGGCCAAGCGCCAGCGCCCCCGGUGCGAGUUCGCGGAGCUGGGCAAGAGCCCGUACGGGGCUAACCAGGCGUGGACCAGCUACCCGGCGCGCCCCGCCGAGGUGGUGGCGUCGUGGGUGGCCACGGGGAAGCACUACGACCGCGCCACCGACACGUGCAGCGGCGGCGGCGGCGACGACGACUGCGGCACCUACAAGCAGGUUGUCUGGCGCCGCACCCUCGAGCUCGGCUGCGCCCAGGCCACGUGCGGCGGCGGCGCCACCCUCACCCUCUGCCUCUACUACCCCCACGGCAACGUCAGAGGCCAGCCCCCCUACUAGAUUUUUUUUUUUUUUUUUUUNUUUUUUUUUUUUUUUCUAUUUAACCUUUUCUCUGCUCCUGCUUUGUACUCUUGAUUUUAGCAUAAUGAUAUAAUAAUAAUACCUAUUAAGGGCCUUUUUGUUUUAUCGAAGAUGAAAUUCAUCUUCAGGUUGAAGUACAAUUUCGGGUGGACUAGAGUUUAUGUACAAAUUAUUUUUUUUCCGAUGUUUGUUUCUAUAGCUGCUGUAGAAUUGAAGUUCUUCGGUUCUUGUUGUUUGUUUGAUAGAAAGUGAAUGGCGUUAAAGUUGAA